AUGGGUUUUGUUCCUCUGUGUUUCAGUCUGAUCAUGGGUUUGGUCGUCCUCUGUGUUUUCAGUCGGAUCAUGGUUUGGUUCCUCUGGUGUUUCAGUCUGAUCAUGGGUUUUGUUCUAUCUGUGUUUCAUCUGAUCAUGGGUUUGGUUCCUUCUGUGUUUCAGCUGAUCAUGGGUUUUGGUUCCUCUGUGUUUCAGUCUGAUCAUGGGGUGUGGUUCUCCUCUGUGUUUCAGUCUGAUCAUGGGUUUUGGUCCUCUGUGUUUCAGUUGCUCAUGGUUUGGUUCCUCUGUGUUUCAGUUCUGAUCAUGGGUUUGGUUCCUCUGUGUUUCAGUCUGAUCUUGGUUUGGUUCCUCUGUGUUUCCGUCUGA
Messenger RNA from Knipowitschia caucasica, 366 nucleotides. NCBI's taxonomy places the organism in Eukaryota, Metazoa, Chordata, Actinopteri, Gobiiformes, Gobiidae. The record is from the annotation of a GenBank genome assembly.